AUGCCAUUUGGACAAAUUGUAAUUGGACCUCCAGGGUCAGGAAAAUCGACUUACUGUCACGGCUGCCUCCAGUUCUUCAACGCUAUUGGACGGCAUGCUCAGGUGGUGAAUAUGGAUCCUGCGAAUGAUAUGCUUCCGUACCCCUGUGCAGUGGACAUUCGAGACUUCAUUACGCUAGAGGAAAUCAUGGCUGAGCAGCAGCUAGGGCCAAAUGGCGGGCUAAUGUACGCUCUCGAGUCAGUGGAUAAGUCGGUAGACCUAUUUGUGCUACAGGUUAAGUCGCUUGUGCAGGACGAGCGGGCGUACGUAAUUUUCGACUGCCCCGGGCAGGUAGAGCUUUUUACCCACCACUCUGCACUGUUUAGGAUUUUCAAGCGGCUAGAGAAGGAGCUGGACCUGCGCUUGUGCGUGGUCAACUUAAUCGACUGCAUAUACGUGACAUCGCCCUCGCAAUACGUGUCGAUUCUGUUGCUGGCGCUGAGGUCGAUGCUAAUGAUGGAUUUGCCACAUAUCAACGUGCUGUCCAAGAUCGAUAUGCUUAAGUCGUAUGGUCCACUGCCCAUGCGUCUCGACUAUUACACUGAGGCUCAGGAGCUAGAGUACCUGCAGCCCUUUGUAGAACAGGAAAGUUCUAGCGUUCUCGGCAAAAAAUACAGCCGUCUUACAGAAACUAUCGGCGAAAUGGUGUCGGACUUCAACCUUGUGUCCUUCGAGGUGCUCUGUGUGGAUGACAAGCAGAGCAUGAUUUCGUUGCAGAGCGUUGUGGACAAGGCUAACGGUUAUAUCUUUGGCGCCUCGGAAGUUGGAGGAGAUACUGUAUGGGCUGAAUCAACCAGACAGGGUGCAUCAAUGGUCACCUACGAUGCUCAAGAACGUUGGAUCGACAACAAAGAGGCCUACGAUAAACAGGAGCGCGAGGCUCGCGAACAACUCCUCCGGGAGCAGAAAUUACAAGAAAAGGAGGUUGAUGUCGAUGCAGACGGUGAAUGGGAACAGGCUUUGAAAGAUUGGGAAGAGCAGCGUGGACUGAACUACGUCAAGUAA
Messenger RNA from Lachancea thermotolerans CBS 6340, 1044 nucleotides. It is a transcript of the gene GPN2, whose product is annotated as GTPase GPN2. Gene Ontology annotation, molecular function: GTPase activity. The coding region runs from base 1 to 1044 and encodes 347 amino acids. The transcript has a single exon. Lineage: Eukaryota; Fungi; Ascomycota; Saccharomycetes; Saccharomycetales; Saccharomycetaceae. The record is from RefSeq and is a predicted model, not a curated record. Gene Ontology annotation, cellular component: cytoplasm.